Messenger RNA from Exophiala oligosperma, 993 nucleotides. RefSeq lists its product as uncharacterized. The coding region runs from base 1 to 993 and encodes 330 amino acids. The transcript is spliced from 3 exons. NCBI's taxonomy places the organism in Eukaryota, Fungi, Ascomycota, Eurotiomycetes, Chaetothyriales, Herpotrichiellaceae. The record is from RefSeq and is a predicted model, not a curated record.
AUGUCCACUCCUUUACUUCCAUCUUUUCGUCGCCAGCAGCUCGUUCUUGACUUUUCAAUUCUCAAGGACAACUGUCCCGAAGGCGUUUAUCUUUCACUCGUACCUGGGAAUCCUUCGCUCUGGGCGGCGGUCCUCUUCGUUCGAGAUGGCCCUUAUGCGGGUGCCGUCCUUCGAUUCGAUAUAACCUUCCAAGACUCGUAUCCUGCGGAGCCUCCUCGAAUCGUCUUCUCUAGCGAUAUCUUUCAUCCUUUGGUGGUGCCACAGACGACUUACACUUUCAGCGCAAGUGUAGUAGAUUCGACGACUAAUACCAUAAGUGCAUCGGAUAAUAACAGACUGAGGCCUGGCGAGUUCUGGUUGCGAUAUGGAUUUCCAUACUGGUUCCCGCAGUGGAAUGUUGCGUCUGAAGAAGUGGUUCAUGAUAAUGAUGUGAUGGUGAAGCAGCAAGCCUCCGGUCCAGGCUCUGAAACUGAUACCGUCGAUGAACCAGUUGGGCAACCUAGCGGCGACGAGGAAAUACAUGAUCGUAAGGGUCUUCUGCUAAAAUUGAUAUCCCACAUCAAGAGUGCCUUUGAAGAUGCCGACAUGUUGGAUAAGAUGCCACUCGAAUUUGCUGGAGAUCCCAGCGCAUGGCAUGCCUGGCGUGCUCAUCGAGGCCUUUCGAGGAAAGAAGUCCGCUCAAAGUGUCCGACUGUCGCUAAUGAUGGCUCACCGUCCUCGCCCAAAAAUCCCGGUGAAUGGAAGUGGGAUGGUGUUUGGGAGUCUCGUGUCAACAAUGGCAUUGAAGCCAGCAUAAACGAGGUGACGCUCUUCGGCAGUGCUGCUGGAGGGCGUGCAGGUAGGGGUGGUUCUGUGGAUUUGACAACCUUGGAUAUGCGCCAAAAAGCAGCCGCCAGUGCCCAUAGGCAAAUCCGAUUUUCAAAGCUUGAUGAUGACCAUUACCUUGAAGUGAUGAGGGCAAUUUCGAAGUCUACUACCGCCACGCCAACAUGA